This is a messenger RNA of Geodia barretti, 657 nucleotides long. The record is from the annotation of a GenBank genome assembly. Lineage: Eukaryota; Metazoa; Porifera; Demospongiae; Tetractinellida; Geodiidae.
AUGGAGACUGUUGGAUUUAUCGGGCUCGGCAACAUGGGCGGGGGGAUGGCUGGCAACAUUCAGAAGGCCGGCUACCCUAUGGUGGUGUACGACCUCCGCGAGGAGGCAACACGGCCCUUCCUGGAGGGCGGCGCACGGCUGGGCAACUCCCCUGCCAACGUCGCGGAGCGCUGCGACGUGACGCUUACGUCGCUGCCGGGACCCCGCGAGGUGGAGCUGGUCGCCACCGGGACUGAGGGCGUCCUUGAGGGCAUCAGGCCCGGUUCCGUUUAUAUAGAUCUGUCCACCAGCCGGCCCACGCUCAUCCGUGAGCUGGAGGUCAAGUUCCGGGCCAAGGGCGUUCACGUGCUCGACGCUCCCGUCAGCGGCGGCAAGAGCGGGGCCCAGUCCCGAAAUCUGGCCGUGAUGGUCGGUGGCGAGCGGGAAAUCUUCGACCGCGUCAAGCCGCUGCUCGACGCCUUCGGCGACAAGGUCUUCCUACGCCGGAGAGAUCGGCGCCGGCUCGGUGGCCAAGCUCGUUCACAACAUGAUCGGCCACGGUGUGCGGCAGGCCAUCGCCGAGGGCCUGACCCUUGGCGUCAAGGCCGGCGUCGACCCGGAACCGCUGUGGGAGUGCAUCCGCCGCGGCUCGCUGGGCCGCAUGAACGUCCUGCAUGA